Molecule: messenger RNA, 1498 nt
Organism: Cuscuta campestris
Lineage: Eukaryota; Viridiplantae; Streptophyta; Magnoliopsida; Solanales; Convolvulaceae
Source: the annotation of a GenBank genome assembly
GGAGUCACCGAUCCCAAUGAUCACUUGGCUGCGUACCAAACUCACAUGUUGAUGCACGCCGUGGAGGACGAGAUCCAAUGUCGCCUCUUCGUAGGAACCUUGGAAGGGCCGGCCGUAAAAUGGUUCCUCACUCUUCCUAAUGGGACCAUUGAUUGCUUCAAAGAUCUUGCUCAACUUUUCCUCAACGCCUAUGGAGGAAGGUUCCAGCCAAAAAAGCACUUCACCCAUCUUUUCUCCCUAAAGCAAAAGGAGGGAGAGACCAACAGUGAAUUGGUACAAAGAUGGAAUGAAGCAAUCAAUGAGGUGGAGCCUAUGGACGAUAAGACUUCCAUUGCUCUGUUCAUGAAUGUUCUCAGGUCGGGGGAAUUAUUCAGGAAGUUAGAUUAUGAUACCCCUACUUCUUACAAGGCUAUGAUGGCUAGAGUUAACAAGUUCUGCGCCACGGAAGAGUCGGAUCGCCUGAAAGGAAAGAGCGAGGGAGCCUGGCAUAAAGGCCCGGACAAAGAAAAGAAAGGAGAAAAGACCAAGGCGGCCACUUUCUCCAUCCCUACCCUCAAGUCACUGGCCGCACCAGUGGCAGAAAUUAAGAGCAAGGAGGAAGGUGGGCAGAAGAGGAAACGUGGAGAUCAAAAGAGAAGGCAGUGGCCCUAUGACCCAGAAAAAUAUUGCAACUUCCAUAGAAGGCUUGGACACGCCACUGAAGAAUGCCAUUUCCUCAAAAAGAUGGAAGGAGAGAUGAAGAACAAAGAACCAAGUGCCAAUCAGGAGCCGAACCAAGGAGGUAACGUUUGGCGUAGGGACGCCCAACCUCAACAGCAAGUCCAGGAGAACCCGGAAGAACUUCCCCAAGUAGGAGUCAUCUUUGGCGGUCCAGAAACAGGAGUCACAAGCAAGGAAAGGAAGGAAUGGGCUCGCAAGCUGUAUGUGGGGUCCAUUGACAUAGGCCAAGCGGCCAAGAAAGGAAGGAGGGAGCCCAUUGUCUUCUCGGACGAAGAUUUACCACUCAUUCUUAGUCCGCAUCGGACCCCCCUGGUAAUUUCUAUGGCUAUUCACAAAUUUUUUGUUAAAAGAAUUUUGGUGGACACUGGAAGCAGUGUCAAUGUGCUGUACUGGGAAGCCGCCCAGCAAAUGGGAAUCAGGAAGGAAGAUCUCACAAAGCUUAACAUGCCCUUGUCCGGCUUCACUGGAGAUAUAAUUGAACUGGAAGGGUCCAUUAAAUUGGACAUCAUCAUAGGCGAACAUCCUAAGGUGAGACAUAUGAGGAUGGAUUUUGUAGUGGUCGACAUCAAAUGCGCUCAUAAUGCCAUCUUAGGGAGGCCUGGGCUAGAGGACUUGGGAGGUGCACUAUCCCUUGAACACCUGUGCCUCAAGUUUAGGACUCCCGAAGGUGUUGGGAGGGUGCUUGGUGAUCAGCCCGCGGCCAAGAAGGCCUAUCUAAGCGCCUGUAAGAAGAUAGACAAGGAGAACCUCAACAUCCAAACCAUCGGGCAUGUUUUGG